Phytophthora sojae is the source of this 870-nucleotide messenger RNA. RefSeq lists its product as hypothetical. The transcript has a single exon. Bases 1 to 870 code for a protein of 289 amino acids. The record is from RefSeq and is a predicted model, not a curated record. Gene Ontology annotation, molecular function: ATP binding; protein kinase activity. Gene Ontology annotation, biological process: protein phosphorylation. Lineage: Eukaryota; Oomycota; Peronosporomycetes; Peronosporales; Peronosporaceae.
AUGCUGUUCGCCGACCGCUUCCGUGCGCGCCGCCCGCUGAGCGAGGCGCUGUACGGGCCCGUGGGGCUCUACGAGGACGCGCAGCGCGGCGACGAGCUGGUGGCCAUCAAGCAGGUGUCGCUGGUGCGCGCAAUGGCGGCGCUGCGCCGCAGCCGCAACGUGGACAACCCCUGGAGCGAGCACCGCGUGGUGGCGCGCCUCAUGGCGCUGCCGCCGCACCCGAACGUCGUGCGCUUCCGCGGCGAGUUCCUGCACGCGCAGGACACGUGGUGCGUGGUCAUGGAGUUCUGCCCGGGCGGCGACCUGUGGGACCUGCUGGAGGCCGCGCCCAAGAACCGCCUGCCCGAGCGCGAGGCGCUGCAGCUCUUCGCGCAGUGCGUGCGCGGCGUGCGCUUCCUGCACGCGCACGGCAUCGCGCACCGCGACCUGUCGCUGGAGAACGUCUUCUACUGCCGCGGGACGUGCAAGAUCGGCGACUUCGGGCUCAGCACGGACGAGCCACUGCGCGGCCGCGGCGAGGCCGUGGGCAAGGCCUACUACAUGGCGCCCGAGGUGGUCAACCAGGAGGCGUACGACGCGUUCGCGGCCGACAUGUGGUCGCUCGGCAUCAUGCUCUUCAUCAUGCUCACGGGCUCGCCGCUCACGUCCAGCGCGUCGCGGCAGAACCGCGCGUUCGGCGCCUUCUGCGAGAUGGGCGUGGCCAAGGUCAUCGACUCGUGGGGGCUCGCGUCCAGCGUGUCGCCGGCCACGACGACGCUGCUGGACAAGCUGCUCAGCCUCACGCCGAGCGAGUGGCCCACGGCCGACAAGCUAGCAGGGCUUCUGGGAUUGGAAGGUGUUGAAGUAGGAUCGAAUUCUCCAUGUGAGUGA